UUACGUUACAGGAAACACUAACGUGAUCACGCAUGAAAACAAAUGCAAAAAGUUUAACUAUAAAACAUAGAUAUUUAAUCUUUGUAUUGACUCAAAGUAAAUAUGGGACGCGAGUCAAGGCAUUACAGGAAACGGUCGGCUUCAAGGGGUAGGUCUGGUAGUCGAUCAAAGAGCCGUUCCCCGGACAAACGCUCCAAGAAGGAUGAUGGGGCUGCCUCACGAAACCGAGACAGGGACCGCAACAGGCGGGAAGAGAGGUCUCGCAGCCGUGACCGCCGCCGAUCACGGUCCAGAGACAGGAAGCGCCCCAGACGCUCUAGGAGUCGGGAGAAGAGGCGGUCCAGAAGCCGUGACAGGAGCAGAAGGUCUAGGAGCCGAGGACGCAGAUCACGAUCCGCCAGCCCUAGCAAAAGCAGGAAAACUGAUGAGAAGUCCAAAAGCAAGGAAAAAGACAACCCUGAAGCCUCUGCAGAGAAGAAAGUAAAAGAAGAGCAAGAGGAGGAUAAGGUUGAGGAUCAAGACUUUGACCAGAACAAGCUGGAGGAGGAGAUGAGGAAGAGGAAGGAGCGAGUGGAGAAGUGGAGGGAGGACCAAAGGAAGAAGGCCCUUGGGAACAUUGAGGAGAUCAAGAGAGAGAUAGAGGAGAUGAAGCAGGGAAAGAAGUGGAGUCUGGAGGAUGAUGAUGAUGAUGACGAGGAAGGCCCAGCUCCUGUUGAUGAGCCUGAAGAAGGAGAGGAGGGUAAGGGGUUGGAGGAGAAGGAUAUAAAGGAGGAGGAGGAGGAGGAAGAAGAAGAGGAGGAAGUGACUCCCAUGGAGCAGGAGGCAGAGGAUGAGCUGGAUACCUUGGACGCCUACAUGGAGGAGGUCAAGGAGGAAGUCAAGAAGUUCAACAUGGGCCCCCAGUCUAAAGGGAACGACAAGAAGGGAGGAGUAAAUGUAUCCAAAGUUGUCAGCGUUUGCAAAACAAAGAGGGGACCGAAUGCACACAAAAAGAAGGGUGAGCUGAUGGAGAAUGACCAGGAUGCAAUGGAAUACUCGUCCGAGGAAGAGGAGGUAGAUCUGGCAACAGCUCUGACUGGCUACCAGACCAAGCAGAGGAAGGUGCUGGAGCCAGUGGACCACCAGAAGAUUGAGUACGAACCGUACCGCAAGGACUUCUACGUAGAGGUGCCAGAGCUGGCCAAGAUGUCUCCUGAGGAGGUGAAUGUCCACAGGCUGGACCUGGAGGGAAUCGCAGUCAAAGGAAAGGGCUGUCCCAAGCCCAUCAAGUCAUGGGUGCAGUGUGGCACGUCGAUGAAGAUCCUAAGUGCAUUAAAGAGACACAGCUAUGAGAAACCCACACCCAUCCAGGCCCAGGCCAUCCCAGCCAUCAUGUCUGGGAGAGACCUCAUCGGCAUCGCUAAGACCGGCAGUGGAAAGACCAUCGCCUUCCUCCUUCCCAUGUACCGCCACAUCAUGGACCAGAGGCCCCUGGAGGAGGCUGAGGGACCCAUCGCUGUGAUCAUGACUCCAACUAGAGAGCUGGCUCUGCAGAUCACCAAGGAGUGCAAGAAGUUCUCCAAGCCCCUGAACCUGAGGGUUGUGUGUGUGUAUGGAGGCACAGGGAUUAGUGAACAGAUUGCUGAGCUGAAGAGGGGAGCAGAGAUCAUUGUGUGCACACCAGGCCGAAUGAUUGACAUGUUAGGCGCCAACAGCGGUCGAGUCACAAACCUGCGCAGAGUCACGUACGUGGUGGUGGACGAGGCAGAUAGAAUGUUCGACAUGGGCUUUGAGCCACAGGUGAUGCGUAUCAUGGACAACGUGCGUCCGGACCGGCAGACAGUGAUGUUCUCAGCCACGUUCCCGCGGGCCAUGGAGGCCCUGGCCAGGAGGAUCCUGUCCAAACCCAUCGAGGUGCAGGUGGGAGGCAGGAGUGUGGUGUGCUCUGACGUGGAGCAGCAUGUGCUGGUAAUCGAGGAGGACCAGAAGUUCCUGAAGCUGCUGGAGAUACUGGGUCAUUACCAGGAGAAGGGUUCAGUCAUCAUCUUUGUGGACAAACAGGAGCACGCUGACGGGCUGCUAAAAGAUCUGAUGAAGGCCUCCUACCCCUGCAUGUCUCUGCACGGCGGUAUUGACCAGUAUGACAGAGACAGCGUCAUCAAUGACUUUAAGAACGGGGCGUGUCGGCUGAUGGUGGCCACCUCUGUGGCAGCCAGGGGGCUGGACAUCAAGCAGCUGAUCCUGGUCGUCAACUACAACUGUCCCAACCACUACGAGGACUACGUUCACAGGGCCGGACGCACAGGGAGAGCCGGGAACAAAGGCUUUGCCUAUACCUUCAUCACAGAUGAGCAGGCGCGCUACGCUGGGGACAUCAUCAAGGCCCUGGAGCUCUCUGGGUCCCCUGUGCCCAAUGAACUGGAGCAGUUGUGGCUCUCCUUCAAAAACCAACGGCAAGCGGAGGGUAAAAGCAUCAAGAGCAGCAGCGGGUUCUCAGGGAAGGGCUUCAAGUUUGACGAGACGGAGCAUGCUCUGGCCAAUGAGAGGAAGAAGCUGCAGAAGGCUGCUCUGGGUCUGCAGGACUCCGAUGAUGAGGAUGGAGCCCUGGAUAUUGAUGAGCAGAUCGAGAACAUGUUCAACUCGAAGAAGAGGGUGAAGGAUCUGUCGGCUCCAGGGGGAGGGGUAGGGUCGCCCAGUGCCGCUGCGGCUGCAGCAGGGGGCCUGGCCAACCUCGGUGCCCCCUCUGCUGGAAACAUCCAGAAACUGGAGAUGGCCAAGAGACUGGCUCUCAGGAUUAACGCCCAGAAGAACCUUGGGGCUGAGGCUCAGGAUGUGAUGCAACAGGCCACCAACGCCAUCCUGAGAGGAGGCACCAUCAUGGCCCCCUCCGUCUCAGCCAAGACCAUCGCCGAGCAGCUGGCUGAGAAGAUCAACGCCAAGCUCAACUACAUCCCUGUGGAGAAGCUGGAGGAGGAGAGGCAGGCGGCCGAGCAGGCCGAGACCGUCAAGAGAUACGAAGAGGAGCUAGAAAUCAAUGAUUUCCCUCAGACUGCAAGGUGGAAGGUCACGUCUAAGGAGGCCCUCCAGAGGAUCGGAGAGUACUCGGAGGCAGCCAUCACCAUCAGAGGAACAUACUUCCCUCCAGGCAAAGAGCCCAAAGAGGGAGAACGCAAGAUCUACCUGGCCAUUGAGAGUGCAAAUGAGCUGGCCGUUACGAAGGCCAAGGCUGAGAUCACACGGCUCAUCAAGGAGGAGCUUAUCAGAUUACAAAACUCCUACCAACCCACCAGCAAAGGAAGAUACAAGGUUUUGUAAAGAGGAUGAGAUUGGGCUCAGAGGCAGUGAAUCCUGGCUCCAACCUUUCAUCAUAUUUGUUUCAGAAUGUUUUAGUAUUUUUUUUAAUUAGACCCCCAAUGUCUUCAGGUAACGAUUGUUCUUUUGAGAUUCCCCCUCUGUACUUUAAAUUGAGAUUUGGUCAUGGUUUUUAGGUCACACGAUGCAAAAUGCAUCUGAUUUCCGUUCUAUAGUAUACCAGCUGAAAUGUAACGGUCUCUCUACCACCAUGGCUCAAACUAUUUAUUAUUUUUGUCUUUGAACAUCAAGCUUAUGUAGUUGUAAGAUCCUGUAUUAUUUCUGUGUAAAAUAAUAUUUGGGGCUACUUUUCACUGGUCUGCAGUCAUCUGAACAAGUAAUGAAUCACACAUUGUUUUUAUGAACAGCCCUUGAAUGAUGUAACAUGUUUUUACUUCUUUCCCACCCUAAUAAAACAAUGUGUUGGUAAGGAACA
Molecule: messenger RNA, 3766 nt
Organism: Coregonus clupeaformis (lake whitefish)
Lineage: Eukaryota; Metazoa; Chordata; Actinopteri; Salmoniformes; Salmonidae
Product: probable ATP-dependent RNA helicase DDX46
Exons: 23
Coding region: 103-3294 (1063 amino acids)
Molecular function (GO): ATP binding; RNA binding; RNA helicase activity
Source: RefSeq, a predicted model, not a curated record